UCAUCCACAGACAUCAGCCUCUAUCCUGGUGCUGAUGUCUGCUCACUGGGCCAGUUCCCCUGUGGCAACCUGUCUGUGUGCCUGCCCCAGCUCUACCACUGCAAUGGGGUCCAGGACUGUGCUAACGGAGCUGAUGAGGAGAACUGUGGUGAGUCUUGAACCACAGCAGUUACAGGAGGGUAAACAGAUGGUUAGUGUGCAGUGUCUGGUCGUUGAAGUGGGAGGGAGGGCAGUGGUGGUGGAAAUAAGAUAGCAUUUAGAAUACUAAUUUCUGCUUCAAUGAAUCUGCACUGAGAUAUUCAUCAAGCAAUUUGUCACAGUCACACAAAAUAUGAACAAACAUGUUGAUAACUUCACACAAUUAAGUUCCGCACAAAGAUAUACAAAUGCACAAAAAUAAAACAUGUCUCUAUCGUCUUUCCCUGUACAGUGGACAACAGCGGCUGGCCACAUCUUUUUGAUGCCUUUAUGAAGAAAAAUGUUGAAGAGUCGAAGGAAUGCAGUGAGUAUAAAUUAUAUUUUCAGAAGCAAAUGCACUGCUUUACAUUAAUAAUACGUUAACUAAAGCUGAAGUAAAGCAAAAACUUAAUCAACCCAUUUGAAAUAUGAAAUCAUACAUUGAGGUCAUCCAUUCAUAUCCUUCUGUUACUGUGAAUAGUAUAAAUCAUUUGAGCAAUUACAAGAAACUUCUUGGAAUUCUAUCAAACAAUAAUUACAGGAAAUGGUAUGUGGGGCAUCUGCGUGUGUGCAUGUUUCUUCUGUGCUUCUCUCCUGCAGUGUUGGACGUGUUCCCAGAGGUAUGUUUCUGUGAGGCCGGGAGAGUAAAUUGUAACAAAAAGGGACUACUCAGCGUCCCAGCUGUGUCUUCCAAUAUAACAGCUCUGUGAGUAUACUGGAUUCCUACCCUUGGGAAGUCUAACACUAGAACACAGUUAUUGGUAUUGGGAUGGCUAGAGUAGAUUGUAUUGUAACAUCUGGACAAAAUGUGUACAUCUAUGAUGGUGUCGUGGCAGUCAAACUAGCAGCUAUCUCUACCCUCAGUGAGCUGAACAGCAACCAGAUAACAGCUCUCCAACCAGACCAGUUCAUCCGCUACAGACACCUUGAGAGACUGUGAGUGUGAACCCCUCUUUUGACCGUUCCUUCUUUCUCUGCACUUGAAUCUAUUUAAAGGUCCUGUACAGUCAAAAACAUGUUUUUCUUCAAAUCCAAUGAUAUUGGGAUGAAACCAGAUCAACAAAGUAUGAACAAUUAUUGUUGCUGGUACAUACAGUGAGGGAAAAAAGUAUUUGAUCUCCUGCUGAUUUUGUACGUUUGCCCACUGACAAAGAAAUGAUCAGUCUAUAAUUUUAAUGGUAGGUUUAUUUGCACAGUGAGAGACAGAAUAACAACAACAAAAUCCAGAAAAACGCAUGUCAAAAAUUUUAUAAAUUGAUUUGCAUUUUAAUGAGGGAAAUAAGUAUUUGACCCCCUCUCAAUCAGAAAAAUGUCUGGCUCCCAGGUGUCUUUUAUACAGGUAACGAGCUGAGAUUAGGAGCACACUCUUAAAGGGAGUGCUCCUAAUCUCAGCUUGUUACCUGUAUAAAAGACACCUGUCCACAGAAGCAAUCAAUCACAUUCCAAACUCUCCACCAUGGCCAAGACCAAAGAGCUCUCCAAGGAUGUCAGGGACAAGAUUGUAGACCUACACAAGGCUGGAAUGGGCUACAAGACCAUCGCCAAGCAGCUUGGUGAGAAGGUGACAACAGUUGAAGCGAUUAUUCGCAAAUGGAAGAAACACAAAAUAAUAAUAAAUAAUAAUAUGCCAUUUAGCAGACGCUUUUAUCCAAAGCGACUUACAGUCAUGCGUGCAUACAUUUUUUUUUGUGUAUGGGUGGUCCCGGGGAUCGAACCCACUACCUUGGCGUUACAAGCGCCGUGCUCUACCAGCUGAGCUACAGAGGACCACUAAAAUAACUGUCAAUCUCCCUCGGCCUGGGGCUCCAUGCAAGAUCUCACCUUGUGGAGUUGCAAUGAUCAUGAGAACGGUGAGGAAUCAGCCCAGAACUACACGGGAGGAUCUUGUUAAUGAUCUCAAGGCAGCUGGGACCAUGGUCACCAAGAAAACAAUUGGUAACACACUAUGCCAUGAAGGACUGAAAUCCUGCAGCGCCCGCAAGGUCCCCCUGCUCAAGAAAACACAUAUACAUGCCCGUCUGAAGUUUGCCAAUGAACAUCUGAAUGAUUCAGAGGAGAACUGGGUGAAAGUGUUGUGGUCAGAUGAGACCAAAAUCGAGCUCUUUGGCAUCAACUCAACUCGCCGUGUUUGGAGGAGGAGGAAUGCUGCCUAUGACCCCAAGAACACCAACCGUCAAAUAUGGAGGUGGAAACAUUAUGCUUUGGGGGUGUUUUUCUGCUAAGGGGACAGGACAACUUCACCGCAUCAACAGGGCCAUGUACCGUCAAAUCUUGGGUGAGAACCUCCUUCCCUCAGCCAGGGCAUUGAAAAUGGGUCGUGGAUGGGUAUUCCAGCAUGACAAUGACCCAAAACACACGGCCAAGGCAACAAGGGAGUGGCUCAAGAAGAAGCACAUUAAGGUCCUGGAGUGGCCUAGCCAGUCUCCAAACCUUAAUCCCAUAGAAAAUCUGUGGAGGGAGCUGAAGGUUCGAGGUACCAAACGUCAGCCUCGAAACCUUAAUGACUUGGAGAAGAUCUGCAAGUACUAAGUCUUGUUUUGCAGAGGGGUCAAAUAAUUAUUUCCCUCAAUAAAAUGCAAAUCAAUUUAUAACAUUUUUGACAUGCAUUCUUCUGGAUUUUUUUGUUGUUAUUCUGUCUCUCACUGUUCAAAUAAACCUACCAUUAAAAUUAUAGACUGACCAUUUCUUUGUCAGUGGGCAAACGCACAAAAUCAGCAGGGCAUCAAAUACUUUUUUCCCUCACUGUAGGUAAAAUGUGAUUAUUGAUUAUUGGGCAGGUUAGCGUUUUUCGUCAUUAAUCUUAUUAAGUCAUCAUCUCAUCUCUAUAGAGCUGCUGCCUAUGCUUUCUGAAAAAAUAGUUAUUCAAAGUAAAUAAGGCAUACUUUUAUGACUACUGAAUGCUAACUAUCAAUCAGUUAGAUCAUGUAUUUUCAGGUAGAGAUACCUCACGAAGCAACUGCUUUCAAUCCCUCUCAAUCUGUAGGCCGUCAUUGUAAAUAAAAAUGUGUUCUUAACUGACUUGCCUAGUUAAAUAAAGGUAAAAUACAAAUACAAAUCUUACCUUCUCUCUUCUCUCCAUCUUCAUGUCUUCCCCACACAGACUGGACAAAUAGGCGCGCAAUGGAUUAUAGUCAUAUAGUUAAUUACCACAUUUUCUGCACUAAACUAUGUAGAAUGUUGGCCUGUUGGAAACUAAAACGUCCUACUAUAGAGCACAGUUUGGGCUUGAUCUGAUUAAUCUCUAGAGAAACUGUGCAUUGAGCUCACAGAAGAAACCAGAACGAAAUGGAAUUCAAAUAAUUUGGUAAAUUAGUUGUUUAAAAAACGAAAAAUGACAUUUUGGUUAAUCGCUCAGCACUACCUCCUGGACAAGACUCGUGACAAUAAAUGUUAAUUAUUGGGGAUGUAUGCGACAACACAUUUAGCCAGUCAUUUUAAUAUACCAACGGUAACGUCUUAUUCUCUUACCAAACAUAAAUAAGUACCGCUUUGUAACCUUCAUCGCAGAAGGCGUGUUCGCAGAGGGGCGUGGUUUACAUAGCUAGCUAGUCUACUGGUGCCAACAUUUGACUGCAGGGUGUAAUAUAAAUAUAACUAUAGAUUUCCCCUAUUCGUGUGUGGCAAAGAUACUUAUAGUUUUUCCCUUUUAUCUGUGUCUGGUGUUAGCUAGUUACUGGCUAGCUAGGUCUUCAUCCAUCCUGCAUGGAAAAAUGAAGGCUAUGACUCUGUUCCGAACUCCCACCCAGUUGUCAUGUCAACACACCUGUCAGUGCCUCUGCGAACCGCAACAGAUGAGAUAUGUCAAACCGGACAUGUAUAAUUUAUGAAGUGAACCCAGACCUUUCCCUGUCCAGUUUCAACUGAAAUUGUCCAACAUGAACCGAGCUAGAUAGCUAGGUAGCUUGAUAUAACAGUGCUGGCAGUUUCAUUUUGGAUAUACAUUUUACUGCCAGAAUUUUGUAUAUAUCGAUGCUGUUACAAUAACCAAAUAACCAAAUAAUUUGUGAAACCAUGAUGUGAUGUAUGACAGGAUUAGAUGUUGCAUGCAAUAUCAAUCUUGUUUGCUUGAGAUGAUCGCACUGCAACAUUGUGUCUAAGUUGCUUGACAUAGAUAGGUGUUUCAAAGAACUGUCAGUCAAGGUGAGCUCCCCACCCACUCAGCCUAUUAGCUUCCCACCCACUCAGCCUGGUCCUUCAGGUUGGUCCUUCAGCUUUACUGAUAGUUAAAUAUGAGAGAUAAUGUACAUUUUCUAAAAUUCUGAGCAUUUUAAAUGGGAACAAAUAUUGAUAUUUUACUUGGGAAAUAGGAUGACUGUUCAGGACCUUUAAAUGCAUGCAAUUCAAGUUGUAUGUCUAAUGUUAAUUAAAAAAUCACAAAGAGGGGUUAAAACCCUGGACAAUAAAAUGCCACACCAAAAAAUGUGUUUAAAAAUAUAUAUAUAUAUCAUUCAGUAAAUGUUUCUAUUCAUCCAUACUUAUGAAAAGGCAGGAUGUAGCCGUACCUUUACCUUCAAUAGCCACUUCUGUUGAAGGUUAACAUGUUUUGUGGAAUGUCCUACAUAAAUAAUUGUCCAGAUUGUCCAGUCUCUCUAUGUUACACCAUAAACAGAGAGGACUGCAUCCACCAACAAUGUGUGGCCUCGAAUGGUACAGUAUCUCCAUUCAACUGAAUGAUAAAGCCAUUGUUUUUGGAAAGUUGUUAAUUAAGAAAGUUGUGUUUGUCACAUACUAACAUACUCCUCAAUAUAAUUAUCCUCGCUCUGACGAUCAUCAUGUAGUUUUGUCUCAUUAUUGAUGAGAUCUUAUUUUCUUCCUCAUUAUACCAGGGCUUUCUCAUUAAAACCUUUUAAUAUGUUUCUGUUCCACAGACACUUGGAAGACAACAGGAUCAAAAGUAUCGCCAAGCAGGCAUUCUCAGGACUCUACUCACUAAGAAGACUGUAAGUCCAAAUUCAUUAUGGGCCACAGUCUGACCGGCGGUAACAUGUGCACAUCCCUUCAUCACCACAAAUCGUUGCCCUACAUCACACUUCAUGAAAACGUAUUGAAAGUUAUGUAGUAUGUAGUACUGUAGAAUGUGUAUGUGGGCCAACAAUUUGUGUUGAGCUCCUUGAGAACAAAACAUUUAGGGAAAUAAAAGAGAACCAGUCAAUUACUAAUUUACUGACUAAUUUACUGGCGCAUCCUUGAGAAGUGUAAAUACAUUCAGAUUGAGAUACUGUAGUCUUUCUCCGCUAUUCAAACCUAAGACAUGUGAAGCGCCCAGGUCUAGUAGACAUAAAUCAGAUGAUGCCCGGCUGGUCUGUAAUUAAAGGAAGACAUGAAAGCCCUUCAUCCUCCUCCGUCAGGAUUCGCACAGAGGACAGGGCAUCCUGGAGAUUAUAUACCAGUCACUCUGACAGCUAGCCUUGGAUAGUUGACAGCAAAAUCAACUACUCCUACUUUCCACUUGUCACAGCUAUUUUCACAUCCAGCUUAAUGUUAGUGGGAAAAGGCUUGUAAGUAAGCAUUUCACGGAUAAGUCUACACCUGUUGUAUUCGGCAAUUGACAAAUAAAACAUGAUUUGAUUUAGUGUCUCUCCUCUGUAUUCCUGAGGGUCCCAGGGUGUUAUCGGUGUCAGUGCUCUGUCCUAAUACACUCAGAUAGAAUUUGCAUGAGGAACAGAUGGAUGUGUUACCCUACCCUACCUCAUUCCAUAUUACUUGCAAGCAGUGGAAUGUUCAAAGUGAAGCAGUAAGAUCUGCAAUUACAACUGUCCCUUUGUCAAUAUUGUUUUAUUUACUAUAUGUUGUCCCAUAUUAAAUAUGAAUAUCUGGCUUUUCAUCUUAAAUGUACCUCCUCAUUCCCUUUGAUGUGUGUUUUUCCCUCCCUGUAAAACUGGCCUGCUGUGAUAAGAUUUCUCAGUCAGAAUCGGAUUACAUCAUUGAAGGCUGGCAUUUUUGGAGACCUGUGGAACCUGGAGUGGCUGUAAGUGAACUGGUGUGGAGGAUGUUUUCAGUUACCUUAAAGACACCUUCAUUAGGAAAUGCUUCAGUGCCUUUUUUUUUCUUCUUUUUUUUCACCUUUAUUUAACCAGGUAAGCCAGUUGAGAACAAGUUCUCAUUUACAACUGCGACCUGGCCAAGAUAAAGCAAAGCAGUGCGAUAAAAACAACAACACAGAGUUACAUAUGGGGUAAAAAAACAUAAAGUCAAAAAAUACAACAGAUAAUAUAUAUACAGUGUGUGCAAAUGUAGCAAGUUAUGGAGGUAAGGCAAUAAAUAGGCUAUAGUGCAAAAUAAUUACAAUUAGUAUUAACACUGGAAUGCUAGAUGUGCAAGAGAUUAUGUGCAAAUAGAGAUACUGGGGUGCAAAAGAGCAAAAUAAAUAACAAUAUAGGGAUGAGGUAGUUGGGUGGGCUAAUUUCAGAUGGGCUGUGAGAUCCUCAGUGGGAUUCAUGAGAUUGGUAGACAGUAUUUAUCUAAUUGAUACAAAAACACCUGUUUAUAUUGUUGGAAAAUGUGCUGCACUGGGCAGUUGUUUUCAGUGACCUUAAAGGGAUAGUUAGAGAUUUUGGCAAUAGGCCCUUUUUCAUACUUACCCAGAAUCAGAUGAACUCAUGGAUACCAUUGUUGUCUCUGCAUGCAGUUUGAAGAAAGUUAGAGGUAGUUUCUGGAGUGAUUGCUAACUAGCAUUAGCGCAAUGACUGGAAGUCUAUGGGAUCAGCUAGCUGAUUGCGCUAACGCUAGUUGAUCCCAUAGAUUGCUAGUUAGCAAUCGCUCCAGAAACUACCUCCAACUUCCGUCAAACUGCACACAGAGAUAUAUAAAUGGUAUCUAUGAGUUCAUCUGACUCUGGGUAGUAGAAAAAAGGUUUGGCUUAAUUGCCAAAAUCUUGAACUAUCCCUUUAAAGCCACCUUCAUUCUCUGCCUCAGAGAAUGCCUCAGUACCUUGUUUGUGCUGCACUAUUUUCCCAAGAAAGCAAUGAGCAUAAGGUAUAAUACAGUGUGACAUUUAUGGUGUAGCUAACAAUCCUCAUGUGUGAUACAUGAUGGGAUGAUAUCAAGGCCUAUGUACUAAUGCCCCCUAAGACUGUUCUUUGACAACAAUAAUUACAGCUCACGUAUAGCUCCAGAAGCUCUCUAUUCAUUUUGUCUAAUGUGACGGAUGUGAAACUCGUGAUAAUUACAUGAUCAAAGUCAACAAACAUAGAUGUAAAGGGUGGAGUGUGACACAUAAAUGGAUCUAUUUCCCUCUGUUCCCUCUGGGUGUAGGAUUCUUGAUGAAAAUAGAAUCGCAUCUCUGAGACAGAAAUCGUUUGAGGGGCUGAUAUCUUUAUUUUUCCUGUAAGUAUCAUGCCACUGUGCUUAUCACUUUAAGAUCUCAUGAGAUAUGCAUCAUCAUUUAACCAACAUGCUCUUUAAAUGUAAUUUAAUUUGGCUGCAGGUCUUUGUUGAACAAUUCCCUAGAAUCCAUCCCCAAGAAAUCUGUCUGCCUGGAAAUGCCUAGAUUAAACUGGCUGUGAGUAACAACAGAAUAACAUCUAACCCACUAUGAUGGAUAAUAUAUGUUGUUGUAUUUGACAACUCUUAAUCAUAUUUCCUCAUAACCAUGUUUAUUAUUUAUGACUGUUUGUCAUAAUCACUCUGCAACAGUAUCUGUUUUCAGAAACGUAUCAUUUUCUCGUCAAAACACUACCUUGAGUAUUUACCAACUACCAGAUACUGAUACUGAUAUGAUGAAUUAAUGCCAUUCUGGUCUGACACAUCUUUUUCACAGAGAACUGGAAGGGAACAGGAUUUCAUCUUUGUGGGUUUCCAGCUUUCAAAACUGCACCACUCUAACAGUACUGUGAGUUUUGUUUAAUUAAAAAUAUAUAUUUUCCUCAACUCAUUUACAAAAUUUUGUAAUCUUUGUACCAAAUCCAAUUACAUAGAAUGUCUUUACUGUCAUUAAUUUAUUUUACAACAAUUACAUCUUCACUAGAGAGAUGAAUGUAAUGAUAUGAUUUAUAUUUCAAAUUAAAUUCUGCCCUACCCUAAGGAGAAAUGUCCUACCGUAAAACCCACACUGGUAAGUGGUGCUAAUGCUAAAGCUAUGUACUUCAGUCUGGAGCCUCUGCACUACUGCAGCUGAUAAUGAUAAUUCAGUCUGAGGGAGAGAGACCACUGGAGCCCACACACAUUACAUUGGCAGUUUCUAUCACUAGUGAUUGCCUCUAGGGCCAUGUGUGAUGCUGAGAGUAAUCAGUACAGUCAGGGAAGAAAAAUUCUGAAAUGCGUGGGGUGUAUUAAAGCUUAGACACACCGGUAGGAUUGCCAAACGUUUGCCUGCCUAAAGUACUUAACACCUCUGAACAGAGUGUCGGCAGUCAAUCUGUUUUGUGUUCACACAGCAAAGACCUUGGAAGUCGUCAGCCACUCAGCCUUAAAAUAGCAUUGCUUGACAAUGCAUAUCUGUGCGUAUUGCUUAUGGUCUAGAUUCGAAGCUAUCUGCGCUAAUGUUGGUAUUUUGUAGAAAUCCCUUGUUGAUACUAGCCAGAUGGCUACAGCUAGAUAACUACUUCGCAAGAUGAUGAAUAAACAAUUGAAUGAACUCUCAUAAUCCCAUACAGCCAGCGCCAGCCCAUAGCCAAAUGUUUAGCUAGCUAGCUAACGUUAGCAUAUUCGCUAGCUCGCACAAAAUAGCUAGCUGGCUAGCUAAGGACACUGCACUAACUCGGCAGCUAACACAGGCAGCUGUUUCAUGGAAACUAGCUAAUCCAUUGUGGUUUAAUUAUAAUGUCAAGCUACAGUGGUUAGCUAGCUUGGAGGAAGUAUUUAGUGUUGUGUGCAUUGCGUCUGUGCACUUAGCUAGCUACCAUCCCAUAGCCUACAUUGCAUAUGAAGUGUGACUAGCUCAUCCAAUGGAUGUAUGAAGAAAAUGCCCUAUUUGUACCACAAAGAAAAUUGUUGGCUCCCCAACGUUGGGAUUCUUGCCCUCUGAUUGGCUCAAAGUCUAGUUGUUGGCCACUGACGAGCAUAGAGCUCGCAAGGUUGUAGUCCUAAAUCCUGGAAACAAGUUACCUGUGGUUUGUCAAAGAUUAUGGAUAUACUGACAUCAUACAUGUCUCUCCGCACUAAAAAUGAAAGUCGUUGUCCACAAAGCGGCACAGCGGGCUGUCUAGCUCCCGCCUAUCCAUUCUUUGAAUUGGUGGAUACAUCUCAUUAUUGUAAUCUUUUUUUCAAUAUUCGAUGAGGGUUGUUGACGUCAAACGCCUGUAUUCAAUGGAGAGAGAUGCUAUGCUACUAGCCUUAUGCCAUGAAUAUGUAUAGCCAUCUUGAGACAACUCCAAUAUAAAGUAUUUUUUCUCAAAGUUGGCGGGAUGUCACGUGUCUUACAAAUAUUUUUUAUUUGAUUUAUUUUACCUUUAUUUAACUAGGCAAGUCAGUUAAGAACAAAUUCUUAUUUACAAUGACGGCUUACACCGGCCAAACCUGGACGACGCUGGACCAAUUGUGCGCCGCCCUAUGGGACUCCCAAUCACGGCCGGUUGUGAUACAGCAUGGAAUCAAACCAGGGGGUCUGUAGUGACGCCUCAAGCACUGAGAUGCAGUGCCUUAGACCACUGCGCCACUCGGGAGCCCAUAUCAGUACACUCAUAACAACUUAAGCGUUAUGAAACUUCUUUUUGAUCAAAUAAAUCUCAUGUAGCAAAUAAGCCAUUAAUGUUUUUAUUUUAUUUAUUUUAUUUAUUUUAUUUAUUUUAUUUAUUUUAUUUAUUUUAUUUAUUUUUUAUUUUUUAGGGGGUAGAUCAGCUUUAAUACUUCAGAUAGAUUGUAACUUCCACCAAUGUAAUUGUCUGCAUCACUUCCAAUCCAACCAUAUGUUUUUUUUCUCGCAAAUAUAUACAGUGAAGAAAAAAAGUAUUUGAUCCCCUGCUGAUUUUGUACGUUUGCCCACUGACAAAGAAAUGAUCAGUCUAUAAUUUUAAUGGUAGGUUUAUUUGAACAGUGAGAGACAGAAUAACAACAAAAAAAUCCAGAAAAACGCAUGUAAAAAAUGUUAUAAAUUGAUUUGCAUUUUAAUGAGGGAAAUAAGUAUUUGAUCCCAUCUCAAUCAGAAAGAUUUCUGGCUCCCAUGUGUCUUUUAUACAGGUAACGAGCUGAGAUUAGGAGCACACUCUUAAAGGGAGUGCUCCUAAUCUCAGUUUGUUACCUGUAUAAAAUACACCUGUCCACAGAAGCAAUCAAUCAAUCAGAUUCCAAACUCUCCACCAUGGCCAAGACCAAAGAGCUCUCCAAGGAUGUCAGGGACAAGAUUGUAGACCUACACAAGGCUGGAAUGGGCUACAAGACCAUCGCCAAGCAGCUUGGUGAGAAGGUGACAACAGUUGGUGCGAUUAUUCGCAAAUGGAAGAAACACAAAAUAACUGUCAAUCUCCCUCGGCCUGGGGCUCCAUGCAAGAUCUCACCUCGUGGAGUUGCAAUGAUCAUGAGAACAGUGAGGAAUCAGCCCAGAACUACAUGGGAGGAUCUUGUCAAUGAUCUCAAGGCAGCUGGGACCAUAGUCACCAAGAAAACAAUUGGUAACACACUACGCCGUGAAGGACUGAAAUGCUGCAGCGCCCGCAAGGUCCCCCUGCUCAAGAAAGCACAUAUACAGGGCCGUCUGAAGUUUGCCAAUGAACAUCUGAAUGAUUCAGAGGAGAACUGGGUGAAAGUGUUGUGGUCAGAUGAGACCAAAAUCGAGCUCUUUGGCAUCAACUCAACUCGCCGUGUUUGGAGGAGGAGGAAUGCUGCCUAUGACCCCAAGAACACCAUCCCCACCGUCAAACAUGGAGGUGGAAACAUUAUGCUUUGGGGGUGUUCUCCACCAAGUACUAAGUCAUGUUUUGCAGAGGGGUCAAAUACUUAUUUCCCUCAUUAAAUUGCAAAUCAAUUUAUAACAUUUUUGACAUGCGUUUUUCUGGAUUUUUGUUGUUGUUAUUCUGUCUCUCACUGUUAAAAAAAACCUACCAUUAAAAUUAUAGACUGAUCAUGUCUUUGUCAGUGGGCAAACGUGCAAAAUCAGCAGGGGAUCAAAUACUUUUUUCCCUCACUGUAAAUAACAUUCUAUUGGUAGCAAGAAUUUUGUAUAAUAAUUUAAAGUUUUGAAUCCGGCGUCGUUUUGCGUAUCAAUUCAUAAACACUAUGCCAUGGAAUCGGUACGUCAAAAAUCUCUUCCCAACUAUUUUGCAAUCUAUAUGGGACGGCUGUCAAUCCUUUGGUCCUUAAAUGAAACUGGUAUACUUUUUUAUUUAUCACAAUUUUCUUUAACCAAUUAUAUUCUUUAAUGCAAGGCCGGCAGACAAGUUCCUUACUUUUUCCCCCUUCCACUUUCCUUUUCCAUUUUUGUGGUAAUGCUGCAAUUAUUUGGUUGUAAUUUUGUGUAGAGCAGACAUUUCCAUAUGUUUUUGUUAGCUGCAUGUGCGACAUAACUCCACCAGUCCUACCGAUAAUAUAAUUUACGAAGAUUAUACCUUUUGUAAACAUUUUGUCAAAAGAAAUAGGUUUUUUAUCAAUUAGUAUAUUUGAGUUUAACCACAAUAUUUGUUGCAUUAUUUGUUCUGUCGUUUCUGAAGGAUUAAAUUGAAAUUGCAACCAACUUUCUAUGGCUUGUUUUAGAAAUAGUGAUAUUUGGGAGAUUAUUUCCUUUUCAAAUAAUUUAAAGUGAGAGGUUGUAAUCUGAAUAAAGGGAAAAAUGCCAUUCUUGAACAUUGGGUGAGACAAUCUUACUAAUUUGCUAGAGAACCAGUUCGGAUUUAAGUAUAACUUUUGUAUGACUGAAGCUUUUAGUGAUAGGUCUAAUGCUUUAAUAUUUAAUAAUUUCUGUCCUCCGAAUUCAUAUUCAUUAUAUAAAUAGGCCCGUUUAAUUUUGUCUGGCUUGCCGUUCCAAAUAAAAUGGAAUAUUUUUUUCUCAUAUAAUUUAAAAAACUGUUUGCUAGGCGUAGGCAAGACCAUAAGCAAAUAGGUAAAUGGGGAUAAUACUAAAGAGUUAAUCAGGGUGAUUUUUCCACAAAUUGACAGGUAUUUACCUUUUCAUGGUAGCAAGAUCUUAUCUAUUUUUGCUAACUUUCUAUUAAAAUGUAUUGGAGUGAGAUCAUUUAUUUCAUUUGGGAUAUGUAUUCUGAGUAUAUCCACAUCACCAUCAGACCAUUUUAUUGGUAAACUACAUGGUAAUGUAAAAAUUGUAUUUUUUAGUGAUCCAAUACGUAAUAUAGUACAUUUAUCAUAAUUUGGUUGUAAUCCAGAGAGGUUAGAAAAUGUAUCUAGAUCCUCUAUGAGGCUGUGUUGGGAUUCAAGUUGUGGAUUUAAAAGAAAACAUGAAUCAUCAGCGUACAAUGACACCUUUGUUUUUAAGCCCUGGAUUUCUAAUCCCUUGAUAUUAUUGUUGGAUCUGAUUUUAAUAGCUAACAUCUCGAUGGCAAUAAUAAAUAGAUAUGCCGAUAGUGGACAACCUUGUUUCACUCCUCUUGACAGUUUAAAACUUUCUGAUAAAUAGCCAUUAUUUACUAUUUUACACCUAGGGUUACUAUACAUGAUUUUAACCCAAUUUAUAAGAGAUUGUCCACAAUUGAAAUGCUCCAGGCUUUUAUAUAUAAACCCCAGUCGUACUUUAUCAAAUGCCUUUUCGAAGUCUGCUAAUAUAGUAGGCCUGGUUUCCCAGAUUUUUUAUAGUGUUCUAUUGUUUCCAGUACUUGCCUUAUAUUAUCUCCAAUGUAUCUUCCAUGUAAAAAACCUGUCUGAUUAGAAUGAAUAAUGUCCGACAAUACCUUUUUAAUUCUAUGCGCUAUACAUUUUGCUAGAAUUUUUGCAGUGUAACCGGCCUCCAAUUUUUUUAAUGGACUGGAUCUUUAUAUUUUCCACUUGUAUCCUGUUUCAGUAAUAAUGAAAUCAGACCUUCUUCUUGAGUGUCUGAUAAUCUACCAUUUACAUAGGAGUGGUUAAAACAUGCUAAUAACUGUCCUCUGAGUAUAUCAAAAAAGGUUUGGUAUACCUCGACUGGUAUGCCAUCCAACCCUGGAGUUUUCCCAGACUUAAAGUCUUUAAUUGCAUCCAGAAGUUCCUCCUUUGUAAUUUCACCUUCACAUGAGUCUUUCUGUAUGGCUGUUAAUUUUACAUUAUCAAUAGAAAAAAAUCUCUACAAUUUGCUUCAGUUAGAGGAGAUGGAGGCGAUUGAAACGAAAACAUAUGCUUAAUGUUAUUAAUGUUUUUGUUGACCAUACAAAACGUCCUUGUUUGGUGGGCCAAACAAAGAAAGAUCUCCACCUGCUGGAGCGAGACAGAUUUUCCGCUGAGUUGGGUCUCUCUCUUCCUCUUCCUCUCUGGGUUCGUUCAGCCAUCAUUAUGGGGGGAAAAAAUGAAUGGCUAAAGAAUAGGGUUUUGGAAUAAACGCCGAAAACAAGGUCUGAGGUUAACACAGUCUGAGGUUAACACGUUUUGUUCUAUGAGAUAAUAGCAGUCAGUUAACAUUACCUUUAUAAUUUAUGAAGCUUUUAUGUGCUUUUAUAAAUGAUAAAAAUUCUUCCAAAUUCACAAAAAGUGAUGUAAGCUAAUGAAGAUUAUCUCAUAGAACAAAACAUUUAAGAUCUCCUGAACCUGUGUUUACCACAUACCUUAUUUUCAGCUUUUAUCUAAAAACCCUACAAAAACUCCAUUCAUUUUCUCCCUAGGUGUCACGAAUUCCGCCGAGUCUGCUCCUCCUCCUUGUUCGGGCAGGCUUCGGCGUUCGUCGUCCCCGGAGUACUAGCUACUACCGCUUGAUGUUCUCUAUGUUUGUUUGGUUUUGUCUUGUUGGUGCACCUGUUUCGUCUUAUGUAUUGAUUAUGUCACCUAUAAGUUUCCUUUGGUUUUGUUUGCAGUUGUGUGUUGUUGUCCGCCUGUCCGUUGGUGUACAUUGUAUUUUGUUGUUAGUGUAUUUACGCACUGUUUGCGUAAUCGCUCGCCUCCUGUGUUCGAGGCCCGUUAUUUUUGCAUUGUCGUGGUGAACUAGUAAAGUCGUUUUGACUGAGCUUCUGUGUCCUGCGCCUGACUCCUACACCGCAUCCACAUCAGCUUUGUGACACUAGGCUUUGUUUAAUGAACCAUGGCGGAGUUAGUGCCUACAAAAAGACGCCUUUAUUAUUUCUCUCCAUUGCGAUUCUACAAGUAGAAUCGGGUUUGCCACUACCGGGUCGGCACGCAGCAGGUACCGCUUUUGUUCUAGCAAGAGAAGGAACAGCCUCCCACUGUGAUAGGUACCUAUCGUGAGUCUAUCGGCAGUGAGAUUCUUGGUGUGUUUCAUGCUUUAGCUCUCUCAAUUGAAGGUGAUGGUGGAGUCAAUGUGGGGUCGAGAAUCUGGAAAUACUCUGGUAGACUCUUUGGGUGUUUCUCAAUAUGCAUACUAUCAUGCUCCACACUCUCAUGCUCCGAGUGUAUUCUCCGAGGACGUUCUCUUGAGUACGUUCUUGUGAGGACCAGGUUGUGGAGAACGCAUAAAACAUUACAUUUGAGAAGCACUCGCACUCCCGCCACUAUAUUACCUCACGCUGCACCUCCCCAUUCACUGAACCUUCUUCCAACCAGGACAAUGGCAACAGAGACAAAACAAGAUAUACACAAAACAAAUGUUUUACUUUAUAACUAUCAGCUAGCUAUAUGUGAAUUGUAUUAAUGUAGCUAACCAGAUAGUUGAACAGGCAAAAAUGACCUAAAACUAAUGGGUAGAUGUCAAUUAUUUUUGGGUAGCUAGCUCUCUGACAAUUCUUGAUGGCUUUCUGGCUAGCUAACUGUAGUAGCUAGCCAGUUAGCCCUAUUGACUUACUAUGGGUUUGCGAUUUACGCAAACUUCAGUGGGCAUUGUAGGCAGGUAAACAUGCCAAAAUUAACACAGCAUAUACAGUGCAUACGGAAAGUAUUCAGACCCCUUCACGUUUUCCAAAUGUUAUUAUGUUACCGCCUUAUUCUAAAAUGGAUUAAAUAAAACAUUUUCCUCAUCAAUCUACACACAAUACCCCAUAAUGACAAAGUGAAAACAGGUUUUUUGUAUUAAAAAUAAAAAAACAGAUACCUUAUUUACAUAAGUAUUCAGACCCUUUGCUAUGAGACUCGAAAUUGAGCUCAGGUGCAUCCAGUUUCCAUUGAUUAUCCUUGAGAUGUUUCUACAACUUGAUUGGAGUCCACCUGUGGUAAAUUCAAUUGAUUGGACAUGAUUUGGAAAGGCACACACCUGUCUAUAUAAGGUCCCACAGUGGACAGUGCAUGUCAGAGCAAAAACCAAGCCAUGUGGUCGAAGGAAUUGUCCGUAGAGCUCCAAGACAGGAUUGUGUCGAGGUACAGAUCUGGGGAAGGGUACCAAAACAUUUCUGCUGCAUUGAAGACCCCCAAGAACACAGUGGCUUCCAUCAUUCUUAAAUUGAAGAAGUUUGGAACCACCAAGACUCUUUCUAGAGCUGGCCGCCCGGCCAAACUGAGCAAUCAGGGGAGAAGGGCCUUGGUCAGGGAGGUGACCAAGAACCCUAUGGUCACUGACAGAGCUCCAGAGUUCCUCUGUGGAGAUCGGAGAACCUUCCAGAAGGACAACCAUCUCUGCAGCACUCCACCAAUCAAACCUUUAUGGUAGAGUGGCCAGACGGAAGCCACUCCUCACAUGACAGCCUGCUUGGAGUUUGCCAAAGGCACCUAAAGGACUCUCAGACCAUGAGAAUCAAGAUGCUCUGGUCUGAUGAAACCAAGAUUGAACACUCUGGCCUGAAUGCCAAGCGUCACGUCUGGAGGAAAUCAGCACCGCUCAUCACCUGGCCAAUACCAUCCCUACGGUGAAGCAUGGUGGUGGCAGCAUCAUGUUGUUGUGGGGAUGUUUUUCAGCGGCAGGGACUGUGAGACUAGUCAGGAUCGAGGGAAAGAUGAACGGAGCAAAGUACCGAGAGAUCCUUGAUGAAAACCUGCUCCAGAGCACUCAGGACCUCAGACUGGGGAAAAGGUUCACCUUCCAACAGGACAAUGACCCUAAGCACACAGCCAAGACAACGCAGGGGUGGCUUCGGGACAAAUCUCUGAAUGUCCUUGAGUGGCCCAGCCAGAGCCCAUCUUGAACCCGAAUGAACAUCUCUGGAGAGACCUGAAAAUAGUUGUGCAGCGACGCUCCCCAUCCAACAUGACAGAGCUUGAGAGGAUCUGCAGAGAAGAAUGGAAGGAACUCCCCAAAUACAGGUGUUCCAAGCUUGUAGUGUCAUACCGAAGAAGACUCAAGGCCGUAAUUGCUGCCAAAGGUGCUUCAGCAAAGUACUGAGUAAAGGGUCAGAAUACUUAUGUAAAUGUGAUAUUUCAGUUUUAUUGUAAUUUUUUUGCAUUUGCAAACAUUUCAAAAAAUAUGUUUUUGCUUCGUCAUUAUGGGGUAUUGUGUGUAGAUGUAAUCAAUUUUAGAAUAAGGCUGUAACGUAACAAAAUGUGGAAAAAGUGAAGGGGUCUGAAGACAUUUCGAAUGCACUGUAUUUAUUAACAUAUCAAGUAAAAAAUAUUGUUGUCAGGCAACAUAUAAGAUGUGAAUAGGCAACAUUUAUUUCCGAAGUCGGAGUGCAUUUUCUCUCGCUUCAGCUCAAAUAAUGUCCGGCAGUGAAAAAAAAAUAUUUGCAUAAUUUUUUAAGUGGUUGCAUCAUAUUUCUGUGCAUACUUUCCGUUAAGCUUGCAUCCAUGCAUGCUUAAAAAUAUGUACACACGGAGUACGCAUUCGAGAAGUGCCCAUGCUCCAAUUUGCAUGCUCGGAGCACAGUAGUAUGCAUUUUGAGAAACACCCUUUGACUUAUCUAAACCUGAGUGCUAAAUAUAGCAUGUAUCCUGUGAUGUCAGCUUAAUGCCUCGAUCACACCGACAGUGUCAUUGCAUUUCUGUACACCAGAAGUACAUUAAUUUCCAAUGGAACACUGCCUUUGCCUUGCAGCAUUGCAUUGCAGAGGAAGUUUACAGUGCAUCCUGUGUGGUGCAUUCAUUGGAUUUAUCGAACAUAUGCAUCAAAUUAUAUGCGUAGAAGGCUUGAUGGAAAUGGUAGCAGAAGGUGAAUGUUGAACUUCUGCUGCGCACAUAUCCAGAUGAUGCUGCAUACCAUUUUGCGCAAAAACGCUGUAGGUCUGAUCGAGGUGUAAGCAUUUGCUGGCCGAGAGUACUUAGCACCUCUGAAUGGAAUUUGCAGAGUCCGCACCGAUUUUCCAUCAGGUAUCAGGUGAAAAAUGUGGGUGGCCCCUAAAACACAGUGGCUGAACCAGCAGAUGAAUGCUUGACCACUUGAUCCACGUUCGAUGUGCGAUUAUUGAGGCAGGGCUGGAUUUCCUCUGGUGAGGGAUGAGUAAAAUCAAUAAAUCAAAUAGAGUUUGAUAGGUAUUAGUGGGAGAAAAUAAUUUGUUUUGCUUUUAUAUAAAUAGUACCUAAUUUCUUUAGGAUAUACCUACUAUCAAAUUAAACUCUAAAUAAAAUCUAACAAACAGUGUAUGUAAAUUACUAUUCAAGUCAUGUAACUGGUCUAGUAGGGACUGUUCUUGAAUAACAAUUACUACUUAUAGGGACAUUUAUUUUGCAGGGCUCUUCGAAAGAACAGAAUACAAACCAUUGAGGAGGGAAUCUUUUUUGGAAUGCCAAACCUGAUAGACCUGUGAGUUAACUUUACUUAACACAACAUGAUAUGGGUCAAAUAAUGCUGUAGAAUGUAUUUCAUUGUUGAAAUUAUUAUUUUGUCAUUCCAGGGACGUAUCUGUAAACAAAAUUGAGGAGUUCUCCUCAACUAUGUUUAGAAAUCUUCAAAACCUAAAACAGUUGUGAGUAUAUCCAAUUUCUAUUUGAAUCCUAUCCCUAAUAUACACUGAGUAUACCAAACAUUAGGAACACCUUCCAAAUUUUGAGUUGCAACCCCUGCUUUUGCCCUCCGAACAGCCUCAAUUUGUCGGUGCAUGGACUCUACAAGGUGUCGAAAGCGUUCCACAGCGAUGCUGGCCCAUGUUGACUCCAAUGCUUCCCACAGUUGUGUCAAGUGCCUUGCUCAAGGGCACAUCAGCAGGUUUUUCACCUAGUAAUCUCAGGGAUUUGAACCAGCAACAUUUCAGUUACUGGCCCAAAGCGCUUAACCACUAGGCUACCUGCCAAGCCUUCCAAAGGCACUUCAAUCUUUUGUCUUUCCCAUUCACUCUCUUAAUGGCACACAUAAUCCAUGUCUCUAUUGUCUCAAGGCUUAGAAAUCCUUCUUUAACCUGUCUCCUCCCCUUCAUCUACACUGAUUGAAGUAGAUUUAACAAGUGACAUCAAUAAGGGAUCAUAGCUUUCAUCUGGAUUCACCUGGUCAGUUUAUGUCAUAGAAAGAGCAGUGUUCUUAAUGUUUUGUAUACUCAGUGUAUAUACUAUUUUGAAAGAUGUUCUUGUUACUUACAAUGGAUUUACUGAAUGCGUUUGAUCCACUUUGUACGAUCAAGUAGGAGAAAUACUAACUUUAUAUUGUUGAGUUGCAGUUUAUUAACUGCGCUGCUCAAAGAGUCUUCCAUCAACCUGGCCUUGAGGCCAUGUUGACCACAGAGACAGGGGCGAUAAAUCAAAGUGAUAUAACCUGCCCUGUAUUGAUGUUUCCCCCUCUUCUCUCAGGAACAUCUCAAAUAACCCUCUAACUCAUAUCUAUGAUGAUCAGUUUGACAUGUUUGUCAAUUUGCAGUCUCUGUAAGUAAUAGUUUUUAUUUUAUACAGUACUUAUGUGACAUGGUCUACUAGCUUUAGGGAAUUGGAGAAAGAGUAAUGUUUUUGCUCCCCUCAGGAGUAUAGAGGAGGUUGAGAUACCAAACAUCAGUAUUCAGAUGUUUCGCUCUCUUAGCAACUUGUCCCAUAUGUGAGUAUAUAUUCUGUCUUCAUUUAUUAUUCUUAUGUCAUCAACAUUUUAUUUCAUACUGUAUAAACGGUAAGGCACUAAGCCUGUAGAAGCUGCUAAUUGGGAUUUAAUUCAUUUAAUAGUUUGUUAGAAGCUUACUGUACAGGGUAAAAACACGGGAUAAAUAUAGUAUGCGUAAAUGUCUAAACAUUCGUUGCCAAUUACCUACCAACAAGUAAUGAAUUCAUGGCUUCUCAUGCAUGCAUAAUACAGGACUGUUUAUAAGUGUUUGAUAAGCUACUUACAAACAGUGGACCAACGACUAAUUAGCAGCUUAUACAGGCUUAAUUAGGCCAUUAUACAAUAAAUGGACUCCUAAAAUAAGCAGCUGUGUUGCUUGGUGUACAGUAAGGUGUUGUUACUACAAAUAAUGUUUAAUCAACAAUAAUGUUUAGUCAGCACAGGUCAGGUCCACACUGCAUAUAAAGCACCAAAGCCUAGUUAGAGGGCAGUUAAGCACUCUGUAUAACUGUAUCCAUUUGUUAGCUAAUCUCUCUUCUCUGACAAAGCACAUUAUAAUACCCUAAAAAAAUGGUUAACUGUUAACUUCAGAAGUAAGUUUGUAAAUUCAUUCAAAGGUGAUUAAUUGUGAUAUUUUUAAAUAUUUUUUCUUGACCCAGUUAUUUUAAGAAAUUUGAAUACUGUGGCUACUCUCCUAAUGUGCGAAGUUGCAAGCCAAACACUGACGGGAUUUCAACAUUUGAGAAUCUUCUUGCGAACAUCAUCCUUCGUGUUUUUGUGUGGGUGGUGGCCUUCAUCAUCUGCUUUGGCAACGUCUUUGUGAUCUGCUUGAGGUCUUGCAUUGCAUCUGAAAACCACCACCACACCAUGGCCAUCAUAUCACUGUGCUGUGAGUAGACUACCUCAACACAAUGAGGGCAGCAAUCACUUCUCAUUACCUUGUACUUAGCUAACUCAUUAUUUAUUGAGAUUCGUAAAACUCCUCUCAUAACAAACUAUACAUACUAACUAAGAUCCCUGAAAUCCAUCCUAUCUGUUAGGUGCUGACUGCCUGAUGGGAGUCUACCUGUUCUUCAUCGGUGCGUUUGACAUCAAAUACUGUGGAGAGUACAACAGACAUGCCCAGCUGUGGAUGGAGAGCCUGCAGUGCCAGUUGAUUGGCUGUCUGGCCAUGCUGUCCACUGAGGUGUCAGUCAUGCUUCUGACCUACAUGACUCUGGAGAAGUACCUGUGCAUUGUGUUCCCCUUCCACAACUACAGAGCCGGACGUAAACAGACGCUCUGCUACCUCAUCUUCAUCUGGGUCCUGGGUUUCAUUAUUGCCGUCAUUCCCUUAUGGGACAAGCAGACAUUUGGGAAUUACUACGGCAGGAAUGGAGUAUGUUUUCCACUUCACUCAGACGAGAUGGAGAAACCAGGGGCCCGAUGCUACUCCACUGGAAUAUUUCUGGGUAAGAGGAACAUCCCUCUGAGCACGCUGAAAAUACAUAUUUUUGGUUGAAAAUAUGUCCUUUUGGUUGAAAAUGUAUUGUGCUCACUGGGAUAGGAAUCAGCCCUGAUGGUGGUGAAUCAACAAAAUAAUGAGGAUAAUAUGAGAUGAGGAUGGAAUUCCACAGGCCUUGGAUUGUGUUUCAUGUAUUUCCCUGGGUGGACAUGAGACUGCCAUGAAAAAAAGGGUUUAUCAUCUCAUCAUCAUCAUCUUAGAUCUCAGCUAGACUUUUCUCUCACAGCGAUAAGGACUUCUUAUAUACCAAUUAGUUCUACUCAAUUCUAAUCCGUUCCAAUCAGUUCAAAUCUCCAUGAGAAAAGAAAGAUCACGAAUUUCAGCAAGUUUUGCAAUACCUUUACACUGAUUAUGGUUUUACCUACAUAAUUUGGUUUUAUUCAAUGCAUAUGUCAGGACGGGUACAUUGUAAAGUGUAAUGAAAGCAUGUUUUUCACAUUUUGUCCUUCAGGGUUGAAUCUCUUUGCAUUCAUCAUGAUCGUCUUCUCCUACACCAGCAUGUUUUACUCUGUACAGAAAACAGCUAAGACAGCAAGACAGUCUGUCUACAACAAGGAGGUCUCUAUAGCCAAGAGGUUUUUCUUCAUCGUUUUCACAGAUGCCAUGUGUUGGACACCUAUAUUCAUCCUAAAGAUCCUCUCUCUUUUACGAGUGGAAAUAGCAGGUAAACCAGAUACAUGUGGUUACAUGAUUACUACUAUUAAAUUGCAAUCAUUAUGUUUAAUCUUUGUGAACUCCUCGUCCUCUUCCUCCGGCUCCUCCUCCACCCCAUCAUCCUCCUCUUUCUCCCUGUCCUCCAGGAACAAUCGUUCUAUGGGUGGUGAUCUUCAUCCUGCCCAUCAAUAGUGCUUUAAACCCCAUCCUGUACACCAUCACUGCCAGCUCCUUCCAGGAGAAACUCAAACUCUGCCUGAAGGCCAAGUGCAAACAGGCUGGGCUCAGGGAAACGUCCCAAAAAGUAUCUGAAGUCUACCAGAACCCCAGUGCUCCCCCU
Coregonus sp. 'balchen' is the source of this 21513-nucleotide messenger RNA. The record is from the annotation of a GenBank genome assembly. Lineage: Eukaryota; Metazoa; Chordata; Actinopteri; Salmoniformes; Salmonidae.